UUCACUCCUCCUCCUCUGCAUGCAGUCCGACUGUGGUGGGACAUUCAAGCCUAACCAUGAGCAAGAACACUUUGUUAAAAAAUGAAGAGCUUCAGAGGGGAGAGUACCUGAUGUCCAACAAUGGAAGGUGGAAGGCCGUUCUCCAGGAUGAUGGUAACUUUGUCCUCUAUGAUGACGGCAAGGUUGUUUGGGCUUCUAACACUCACGGGUCAGAUGGUUAUCGCCUGUGCAUGCAGCCCGACUGCAACCUGGUCAUUUACAACAGGGGUAACGUUCCCAAGUGGGCCACAAACACCUACCAGGCCAAAGCAGUCCAGAUGUGCCGUGUAGUGCUGACCGACGAAGGCAAACUGGAGCUGUACAGGGAUGAACAAAUUUGGAGCUCUGCUGACUCCCAUGGCACAAAAUUAUAAAAUGAUGUCAAUAUUUUGAAAUGAAUGCUCUGCCCUGGAAAGUCAUCUCUGGAUGUCAGUGUUGAUUACAGUUAACCUGCCUACUAUGUCAUCUGGAGUCAAAUAAAAGCACAUUUUCAUGACGUU
This is a messenger RNA of Acanthopagrus latus (yellowfin seabream), 539 nucleotides long. Its product is annotated as mannose-specific lectin-like. The record is from RefSeq and is a predicted model, not a curated record. The coding region runs from base 57 to 413 and encodes 118 amino acids. NCBI's taxonomy places the organism in Eukaryota, Metazoa, Chordata, Actinopteri, Spariformes, Sparidae. The transcript is spliced from 3 exons.